Messenger RNA from Lotus japonicus, 1671 nucleotides. Its product is annotated as pentatricopeptide repeat-containing protein At5g65560-like. Gene Ontology annotation, molecular function: protein binding. The transcript has a single exon. Lineage: Eukaryota; Viridiplantae; Streptophyta; Magnoliopsida; Fabales; Fabaceae. Bases 86 to 1648 code for a protein of 520 amino acids. The record is from RefSeq and is a predicted model, not a curated record.
AUUUAUUAAUGUUUAUUAGCACAUAGCACAUAGCCUUAUUUGGAGCGAAACUAGACUGGAGUUGGUUCGUUUGCUACCCCUGCCAAUGGCCGUGGCAGUGCGGAAAGCCACCGUGAAACCAUCCUCCAUUGUAACCACCAUCACCUCCCUCCUUCAAACACCAGAUUCUGAACCUCUGAAAAAAUUCUCAUGCUACCUCACUCCAAGCUUGGUUACCCAAGUGAUCAAGAACACACACAACCCCCACCAUGCUCUCUUCUUCUUCAACUGGGCCUCCAACCCUCAACCCAACCCCAACAACUACUCCCACCCUCGCUCCUGUUACGCUGCCAUCACCGACGUCUUGCUUUCCCACUCCCUUUUCUCCACCGCCGACUCCCUCCUCCGCCGCUCCAACAAACUCUCCGACUUCCUCGCCUCCAAAUUCAUCAACGCUUUCGGCGACCGUGGCGAUAUCAGAGGCGCCAUUCACUGGUUCCACAAAGCCAAAGCCUCUGGGCCUUGCGCGUUGUCUUGUAAUGCCGUACUGGGUGUGUUGGUUAGAGCCAACCGGGUCAACCUGGCCAAGGCAAUUUACGACCAGGUUGUGAAGGAAGCUCUGGUGGAGCCUGAUGUUUUCACUUACACCACCAUGAUUAGGGGAUUCUGUAAAAUGGGCAUGGUCGAGAGUGCGCGGAAGGUGUUCGAUGAAAUGCGCUGUGAGCCUAACGUGAUAACUUACAAUACAAUGAUCCACGGGCUUUGCAAGAAAGGUGAAAUGGAUGGUGCCAUGAGGGUUUUCAAUCGAUUCGCGGAGAGUAAGAGUUGCAGACCGGAUGUCGUGACUUUUACCACUUUGAUUGAUGGGUAUUCCAAGAGAGGUGAGGUGCAAGAGGCGCUGAACUGCAUGAAGGAGAUGCAGGAACAAGGUUGUCAGCCCAAUGUUGUGACCUACAAUGCGUUGAUUGAAGGUCUUUGUUUGAGUGGGAAUGUGGAUGAGGCCAAGAGGAUGAUGAGUAGGAUGCGGCUAAAGGGUAUCAAAGACAAUGUUGCCACAAACACUAGCAUGUUGAAGGGCUUUUGCAUGGUUGGGAGGUCUGAGGAAGCUAUCAAGCAUAUGAAGGAAAUGGUUUCUCGAGGGAUGGAUCUGGAUGUGAAAGCAUACAGUGUUAUUGUCAAUGAGUAUUGCAAAAUAGGAAAACCAAGUGAAGCAGUUUCAAUUCUAAGGGAAAUGGUGGCUAAAAGGAUGAAGCCAAGUGUGUCAAGUUUCAAUGCAGUGUUUAGAGUUCUUGUGGCUGAGAGGAAGCUUGAGGAAGCAGUUCUUCUUUUAAAGAACAUGCCUCGAAUGGGGUGCUCACCGAACUUCUUAUCAUACAGUAUUGUGAUAUGUGGUCUCUGUAAAGUGAAAGGUAGGAUGCAACUGGUUGAAGAGCUUGUUUCGAGCAUGCUCCAGAGUGGACAUAACUUGGAUGCCACCAUGUACAACUGCUUGCUUGGGGGAUAUUGUGAAGAUGGGGAUGAAGAGAUGGCAUUGAAGACGGUAUAUGACAUGAUUGACAAGAGCUUUCUGUUCAACAAAGACAUUUACUGCACUUUUGUUAAGGAGUUGUGUGCAAAGGGGAAAGUGAAAGAGGAGUAUUUGAAGAGAUGUGUAGAUAACACCUUGUAAGUUGUAUCCGAUAUGAAUGGUUA